Messenger RNA from Meloidogyne enterolobii, 734 nucleotides. Lineage: Eukaryota; Metazoa; Nematoda; Chromadorea; Rhabditida; Meloidogynidae. The record is from the annotation of a GenBank genome assembly.
UACAAGAGAAAAUGUCUUUCUCAGAACUUCUCCAAUUUCUCCACCCUUCAACACCCAACCACAUAUUAAAUUCAGCCUUACAACUAUUACUUGAAUUGGAAGAAAAUUAUUUUGAAAAUUUAUCCAACAACGAAAUCCUCUUAUUUUUCCAAAAAAUUGCCCAAAUCUUCUCUUCCCCAACACUUUCUUCUUCAAAUUUAAUUUUAUUAUUGUCAAUUUUAAUUAAUUUAACGGCCAUUAAAUCCUCUAAAUUUUCCUCUCUUUUAAUUAAUUCUAAACAAAUUUGUUUAAAAUUAUCCAAAUUUUUGGAGGAGGAAGAGGGGGAAUACUCUACUUUAACUGUACAAGUAUUUGUUAAUAUUUCUAGACAAUUUCCUGAAGAAUUUGUGAACAAAUUGAAUUGUUAUGAUGUUGGAUUUGGCUCUAAAUUGAUUGAUCACUUUCUAACUCAAAAUACUUCCAAAAACAGCGAAUUAUCAACUUAUUUAGGAUUUUUGGUAGUUAACCUUUCAACAGUCAAAUCUUUUGCUGUUUUAAUUGCAACAAAUAAAUUGGAUUCUUUUUCUUCUUUAUUGUCUUAUGGAGAGACCUAUCAAGUUAAAUCUUCAACUCUUCAAGUAGUUUACAAUUUGUCACUUCAAGAUGGUUUAUUUUUUAAUUUUUUUAAAUUUAGUUUAUAUUUCUCUUUUUCGUCCUCAAUUUUUUCGGAUAUUAGGAGAGGAUCUACGUCCUAG